Messenger RNA from Babesia ovata, 1002 nucleotides. RefSeq lists its product as uncharacterized. The transcript has 7 exons. The coding region runs from base 1 to 1002 and encodes 333 amino acids. NCBI's taxonomy places the organism in Eukaryota, Apicomplexa, Aconoidasida, Piroplasmida, Babesiidae. The record is from RefSeq and is a predicted model, not a curated record.
AUGCCGCGCAUAAUUACAAUACGUUCAAGAUUUGCUGUUAUUGGAUACACGCCCGCCCUGGUGCGCAUUUACGAAGAUCACCUAAAAAGCAACAUCGAGGAUUUGAGUGUCAAGCAGCUAUGUUUGAUAGGCUGGAGUUAUGCAAAGAGCAACGUCUACUUCCAGGAGCUGUUCGAUCGCAUAGCCGAGGCAUACUUUUAUCGGGAUGAUCGGGGCUCUCUAACCGAUGUUGCGCUCCUGCUCUGGAGUUUUGCAAAGGUUGAGAGGCGCGUUCCGCACGAAAUAGGCGCGCUACGUGGAGUCGUGCUGGGCACACUGCAAUCGUUGCUAUCGGCACUGCGGGACCCAGACUGCGAUCUGGACGAGAUUUCGCGCAUAUACAUGGAUAAGGAUCGCAUGUUCUACAGCAAUGUGACCCACGACCUGUGUAUGUCUGCGAAGGCCUUGGCAGUGCUCGUGCCUCGCGACCGGGACACUGUUCAGCAACUCGUGGAGCAACUGCUGGAGCUAUCUCGGCUCGGGAAACUUUCCCUUACCGCACAGGGCAUAACAAGCCUAUGGGAGAGUCUAUGUCUAGCCGGCAUCUCCGAGCCCUCCGUUGUUGACGAGCUGUGCGAAGCUUCGCGCUAUUUGCGCUUGGAUCACUCGUUCAACUCAAAUAUGCUUAGCGCUAUUUUAUCAAGCGUUCGUACUUUAGGAAUCCGGGAUCCGCGAAUCGUCUACCAGAUCGCGCACUGGCUGGAGAAGCGUGCAGUGCAGAUGCACGCGCCACAGAUGUACAGCGCGAUAUGUAACCUGGAUGCACUGCGCAUUUAUCACGACAAGGCGUGGAAGCAAUUAGGCGUGGUAGUGCAGAAGAAGGGCAUAGACUUGGAGUUGAGCGAUAUCCGCCACCUCUACAACAUUUUCAAGCGCAACGGAAAGGGCAACGACCGUAUAUUCGGCAUCCUGGAGCACUUUAUGAGCUGCAAGGAGGACAUUGAGCGGUACGGCCCUUGCUGA